CUUCUUCUUCUUCUUCUUCAUUUUUCUUAUUUCAAUUGAAUUUUCCUUCAAAAUCUGACCACUUCUUACAAUUUCAGACUCUGCUUUCGUCCUAUCCUUUUCCGCAUUCCCGUGUUACGCUGCUUUCAAUUUUUUACACUGUUUAAUGCUGUCGCUUGGCGCUCUCUGAAAGAGAAGAUAAAAGAAAAGGGGAAAUCAAAAAACCCCAUAGACCAAAGCUACAGAGAAAGCAUUUUUCUUUUUUGAUUAAAGAAAAAGGGCAAUUGAGGGAAAAGGUAGACGGAGACUUUCUGUGACUUGUCGGGGUGGUUGCCCACAAAAAGGUACAUUCAAUUUUAAAAUAACUAUAACAAAUCCUGAAAAGAAGCAGAGAUACAGAAUUUUUUUCCUUUUUUCCUUUUUUAUUUAUUAAUAUUCAAACAAUUCCAUGUUUUCUCUUUUAUGAUGCCUUUCCUCUUCUCCGUUUCUUUCAUUUCUCUUCUUCAAAAGGGUCUUUCACUUACUCACAGUAGUUGAGAUUUCAGAUUUUCCUUUUCUAUUUUGUUCAACCAAAGUGAGGAACCAACAGGGCUUUGUCAAUCUUAAAGAAGCUUCUCUUCCUAUUACCAUUGAUUCUCUUUCUCUUCUUCUUUUAUUGUGAUUUAAUCCCAUGCUUUUUGUGUAUUCAUCUUGAGUUUCUAAUUUUUUCUGAUGUCUAUACCGUUAGAACAUGAUUACAUAGGCUUAACAGAGUCUGUUCCUUCUCUGGAAAACUCUGAAAAGUCUUCUGAUAAACGCAACAGUGCUGGUUUGAACCUUAAGGCUACUGAACUGAGGUUGGGUCUGCCGGGAUCGGAGUCACCGGGAAGGGAUGAUGGGUUUGAGGAUAAGAAUGGGUUCCUUCACAAGAGCUCUGUUUCUGGGGCUAAGAGGGGUUUCUCCAUAGCCAUUGAUAGAGCUUCUGCCAAGUGGGUUCUACCAGCUUCUGCCGGAUCUGAGGCAGACUCCUCCACAAAUGGGGGUUUGUUUUCUCCUAGAGGUGUUAAUGAGAAUAAGACUCAACCACCUGCUUCCGCUGUCUCCGGUGUCAAAGACGGUAUUUCUCCGUCAGCCAAGCCACUUCAUGAGGAAAAGCCUCAGCUUUCUCCCCCUGCAGCUAAGGCACAAGUUGUAGGAUGGCCACCCAUUCGUUCUUUCCGUAAGAAUUCAAUGGCAACACAGCCCCCUAAAAAUACAGAUGAUGCGGAUGGUAAGUUGGGAUCAGGCUGCCUUUAUGUCAAGGUAAGUAUGGAUGGCGCACCGUACCUCAGGAAGGUUGAUCUGAAAACCUAUGUAAGCUAUGUGGACCUCUCAUCAGCCCUGGAGAAAAUGUUCAGCAGCUUCACAAUUGGUCACUAUGGCUCUAAUGGAGUUCCAAACCGGGAUGCAUUAAACGAGAGUAGGUUGAUGGAUCUGCUCCAUGGCUCUGAAUAUGUACUCACCUACGAAGAUAAGGAUGGUGACUGGAUGCUCGUUGGUGAUGUUCCAUGGGAGAUGUUCACUGAAUCUUGCACAAGGAUGAGGAUCAUGAAGAGUUCAGAGGCUAUUGGGUUAGCUCCAAGGGCCAUGGAGAAAUGCAAAAACCGUAAUUAGCUGGCAAACUCUUUUGCUAUAUCAAUGCAUCAAUCACGCACGUUAGAGCAAAUGUCGUUUGGAGAUAACACAUAAUAUGGCUCCUGGAAGCAUAGAUUGAGCGAGAGAAUCUAUACCGAGUAUUGUGGUGGUGUUCUUUGUGCACGAGUUAUAAAAUAUUGGAGAGUUGAUGUAUCAAGAUAACUUGUGUUGGAAAAGAUGAAUUUCAAUAGGACGUUCAUAGUUUUUUCUUAGUUUGCCCCCUUCCCCUAUUUUCUUUGUGAUUUUACUUGGAUUGUUGUUGCUACACUUCUACUUUGUAUUAUUGUAAAUGGUUUGUUUGCUAUUGCCAAUUGCUGUAUCCCUUACCCUUCACACCUGUCUGGCUUCCUCCUCCCAAGAGAGUUUAAUUAAACCGAUAGCUUUUGUAUUUGUAUCCA
This is a messenger RNA of Cucumis sativus (cucumber), 2030 nucleotides long. RefSeq names its product auxin-responsive protein IAA27. The transcript is spliced from 5 exons. NCBI's taxonomy places the organism in Eukaryota, Viridiplantae, Streptophyta, Magnoliopsida, Cucurbitales, Cucurbitaceae. Gene Ontology annotation, cellular component: nucleus. Gene Ontology annotation, biological process: regulation of DNA-templated transcription. Bases 691 to 1611 code for a protein of 306 amino acids. The record is from RefSeq and is a predicted model, not a curated record. Gene Ontology annotation, molecular function: protein binding.